Messenger RNA from Coffea eugenioides, 1380 nucleotides. RefSeq lists its product as uncharacterized. NCBI's taxonomy places the organism in Eukaryota, Viridiplantae, Streptophyta, Magnoliopsida, Gentianales, Rubiaceae. The record is from RefSeq and is a predicted model, not a curated record. The transcript is spliced from 5 exons. The coding region runs from base 185 to 1141 and encodes 318 amino acids.
CCUGCCUGAAACCCCAUAAAAAAGAAAUAAUAAUAAUAAUAAAAUUUUCAUAAAGUAAAUUCCCACCCAACACUCCGAUUUAUAAACUCCGAUCACCGGAGAUAUUUCCGGUGGAGAUCGGAAACUCUUGAAAAUCCUCAAUCCCACCACUAAUUGACUGCAUUUCCACCGCCCCUUUAUCCCUAUGGACUCCCCAGACAUCAAGGAAGAGCUAGAGGAGACUGAGGAGGAGGAGGUGGAGGUGGAGGUGGAGGUGGAAGUGGAGGUGGAGAAGAGAAAAAAGAGUUCUUUGUAUAUAUUUUUUGGUGCUCUUUUCAAAAUCCUUUUCACCACUUGGGCAACUUUUUCUGUAUCAUUUUUUAUGGUUUUUGUAGCUGUUGUUCUGGGCAACCUGUCAAUUUGGAACCCCAUUUCUGUUCCUUCUCACUGCAAGAUCCUGUCCAGUAGUGUGGAUCUGAGAUCAUCCAAAGUCUGUGAGCUAGGAUUACUAAAUUAUAGAGCCAAGCAUGUGUUUUAUCCUUAUGAGAGGAAGAAGUUCCGAUGUCGUUAUGAUUAUUAUUGGGCAUCUGUUUUUGAGGUUGAAUAUGUAGAUCGGUCAGGCCAGCGGAGAAUUGCAUUAGCAGAGGCUCCAAAUGAAGCCCUUCCGUCCAAUUGUAGACCGACUUUUGGAGCUGCAUGGUUAACCAAAGAUAAAUUUAAGGUCAAUGAAACUUAUGAUUGCUGGUACACAUUGGGGAUUUCCAAGGUUGACAUACGUCAGGAUGGUCUUUUCAAUUGCCAGGCAAAUCAUCCAUCCAGUUUUGAGAUGCUUAGACGAUACUCUAUCCUGUCUAUUAGGAUACUGAAAUCCUGGAUUACAAGCAGCAGAUCACUUAAGCACUGGAGAUUGGAUGUUGUGGCUGGAGUUGUGACUGGGUUCUGUACCUCCUUGGUAACUGUUGGCUUGGCUAGAGUUGUCCACCAAUUAAAGUCUUCCUUGCACCGUUGCUCUGCGGAAAGGACGCAUCUAUCUUCAUGUGCUGUCUAUAUCAAGCGAGCUUGCUUCUUCAUAGCAUAUUUCUCCUUUAUGGGUUUCUUGGCCUUAAUGUAUUUAAGAAGAAUAGGCCUCCCUCAGAUGUCUGGGAUGUUUGCUACCUGGUAGCACUUCUUGAUUGAGGUUACUUACCACCCCAGCCUCCUGAAUUCUGCCAAUUUUCACAUUGCAGAAUGAAGCAUAAUUAUGUAACAGCAAUGCACCAAUAUAGGUUUUGGCAAAUGAUCUACAUAUUAUAGAAUCUUUCUAGUCAGUAUGAUUGGAUAGUUUUCUUGUUUGCCCAAAGUUCAUCAAAGUCUAUAUAUUAUAGAAUCUAUCUAGUCAGUCAUCAAGCUUACAAACUCUUA